AUGGCACCCUCUACUAUUCAUCUGAAAAAGAGAAAAACUAACGUGGUGGCAGUGUCCCGCGUGGUAACUAGAAGAGAGUCGACAGCUGUCAUGUUAAAUGAGUUCACGGAUGCCCAGCUCCACUUGGCACUGAGACUAGUUCACACAGUAGCUUUUAGAGGGGGACAAUGAAUACUCAUCCUCCAGAUAGGUUUUGGAUCUUUAUAUAACAGAGUAGGCUUGGCAGCAUUAACUAGAGAGUGACAUUUCUCAGUCAUGUCAUGUUAGCCCAGGUGGUAAUGGAUGUCUGGCUGGGUCCGGACUUCCUGCUCUGAUGAGCAUCACAGCCAGGCUAACACUACUGCUAUGCUAGCAGGCUGCAGGCUGACUGAGCUCUCUAUUGUCUGUCUCUCUCUCUGUCUGUUACUCCGUCUCCCUCCCUCCCUCCGUCCGUCCACAGAAGGGCGACGUGAAGCCCCCAGCCAAGCCCUCCCACUGCACCAUCCAAGUGGCCAAGACGUACCCCUCCUGGCAGCACAAUACCCUCUCUCUGCUGGGAAAACACUACAAGACGAGUACUAACCCCCAGGAAUCUGCCUGGUUGGGAAUCAGACCGGGAAGACUGAGUGAGCCUAUGAACUUCACUCAACUGUAUGUCCCAAAUAGCACUAUAAGCGGAAUAGGGUCCUAUAGGGCUCUGGUCAAAACUAGUGCACAAUGGCUGCAUUUAUUGCUGCGCUUAAUUUAUUUGCCCAAUUAUUGGCUAAAGAGCUGAUCUGAUUGGUCAAAAGACCAAUUAUUGAAAAAAAUAUCAGAAUUGGGCUUCCUGUGUAAAUCCAGCUGAGGGAAUAGGCUGCCAUUUAAGGCACAGCCUUGGUCUUUUUAGAAAUAGAUUGUUCUGGAAUGUAUCUGCGUUUCAGCUUGUCCCUCCUGUUGAUUUGGGGAGGAGUGGCUACAGAAUAUAGAGACCCUACUGUGAUCCGCCCAGAGGCAGAGAAAGUUGUUAUGCUGCUGAUGACCUGGAAUCCCCCUGAUGAUAGACUGACACUCUCCCCUGUGCGCGUGUGUGCGUGUGUGUUCUUCCCUGGAUGUGUGUUCUCAGAGCAACAAGGGCACUCUGCCUGAUACCAAGGUCAUUGCCUUGGAGCUGGGCACCCUGCCGAAGAUCUAG
Coregonus sp. 'balchen' is the source of this 1150-nucleotide messenger RNA. The record is from the annotation of a GenBank genome assembly. NCBI's taxonomy places the organism in Eukaryota, Metazoa, Chordata, Actinopteri, Salmoniformes, Salmonidae.